Drosophila busckii is the source of this 3858-nucleotide messenger RNA. Its product is annotated as cilia- and flagella-associated protein 61. Bases 22 to 3738 code for a protein of 1238 amino acids. NCBI's taxonomy places the organism in Eukaryota, Metazoa, Arthropoda, Insecta, Diptera, Drosophilidae. The record is from RefSeq and is a predicted model, not a curated record. The transcript has 13 exons.
CGAAAUAUACAUUACCUAAAUAUGCAAUCUGAGUUUAGUAUACGCACCGCCUGCAGGCUCGAUGUGGAGCUUAUCGAGCAUCUUUUUGCAACGAACGGCGCCCAGCACUUUGGCAUCAAGCGUGAGCCACCACUAACGCAACUGUUCCAGGAGUACCAGACUCAUCGCAUGGUCGUGCACAAGGAGCAAGAGCCCAAAAGGCUCUAUGCCUAUUGCGAGUUCUGUGUAUACCCCAACAUACCAGUGCUAUCAAAUGAUUCCUGGCUGAGUUGGCUGCAUUGCCGCUUCUGCAUCGAGUUGCCUCUUACGCUGAUGAACACCAUAUUCUUCAACUUUUGCAUUUACCAAACGGAUCAUCCUGACAUCUUGCGACAAGUUAUGCUGGAGACCUUCUAUCGGGAAUUCAAAGUUAAGUACAUGCUCAUUGUUAGACCUCCAAAGUACGAUGCCAAGGACUACGAGCUAAUCGAACAGACUGGCAAGGUGUACUAUCCGCAAGCCUACAAUAUAUUCAGCAACAGGCAUUUGCCAACCAUCAUUGUGGUGCAGCGCGAUGCAUUCGUGCCAUCGAUUCUAUUUCGGAAGGCGCUGCCCGAGGACAACGACGAUGUGAUUGAUAUAAUAGACAAUGAGGAGCCUGAGAUGCGUGUGCAGCACGGCGACUACUUCAUUGCGGAGCUUUUGCUGGGCGUGGCGGGUAAUAUAGACAAAGAGAAGAUUGUUGUAACCGAGGAAACAUCAUCCACCACGGGCGGCACUACGGGCAUGAUGUGGCUAUCGGAGGACGUCAACAUAGAGCUGCUGGUUAAGAAUUAUGAUCUCGAGCUGAUGGGUAACUUGGUAUCUUGUACGCCUGGCGCCGAUCAUGCGACAGUGCGAAUUCAUGUCAUGUGCACCAAGGAGCAGCGUCACUUUUAUAGACUGCACAGCGAUGCGAUAUGCAUAGUGCGUCUGAGCUGCAAGUCAUUGGGAGCGUUGACCAAGCGCGAGCGGCUCUACUCCCAAUUCAAAUAUAUAACGGAUGAGAUGAAUAACACAAGUCAUUACCUGGAUCAGGUGUCCAAGACCAUGGAAGUCAAGUUCGAUGUGCCACACAGAGGCACCCUUGGGGGAAGUGGCGGUGGCAGUGCAAGGAGCAGCAGACGCAGGCACACCAUCAACAAUGCUGGCAAGGCUUUCCUACUCAAGAACUUUAUACUGAGUCCGAGUUUGAGACUGGAGUAUGUUUACUUCUAUUUGUGUGCCAUGUUCAGCGCCUAUCCCGAGCACGACUACUGCGUGGUGCCCAUGCCGGCGGGUACCAAGUACUCGAGCAGUGUGCUGGCAUUGCUGAAGUUCUUCAACCGUGUUCCGCGACGUCCAAGUUGUGCCUUAACCGAAGAAGUCUUCGUGGCACAUCGCAGCUCGCUUUAUACGGAGCUUAAUUUGUACCCGCUGGAAAUGGAUGAUGUGCACUAUGUUAAGGAGUUUCUCCAUAUGGCUGAGGAGCCAAAGGAGGAAGAGGAAGAGGCACCGUCGAAUGUAAAGGACAAGCAGAUUUAUAGAAUUGUAAAUGAAAUUAUAGCUGAUGUGAUGAACAAUCAACGUUCCGAGUUUAGUUUCUGGAUUAUAAGAUGCGGCAAAAGCGCUGGAGAGCGCGAGAAAACCACAACUGUGGGCUUCAUAGUGCUGCGUCCCUUCACCAAUUAUGCCACAGUCUAUAAACAGUUUAUGCUGCCCUUUGACGAAAACUAUCUCACCUUUGAGCGUGGCGAAAUCGUUCUGCUCUGUCUGCAUCCGUAUUUCCAAAUGUGGUCCGAUGAGCUGCUGCGCACAGCAGCCAUACGCGCCGGAUAUCGGGAGCUCUACUAUAUGCAGCUAUCUGCGGGCUUGACGCUGCCCAACGAUCUUGUCGGCAAAAUGAUGCCCGUGGAGCCGCGACGCUACAAGCGCAACUGGUUUGUUGAUAUGAACAGCGAGAGCUUCUUCCGACGUGCCUCCACUGGGGUGAAUCUGCCGAGAAUCAACUGUGUGAAGGAUUACUUUUAUCUAUAUUGUCACAACCUGUGCCCCAGCAAGUAUAUUGGGAACCCAACAUCGCUGGUAAUCCUUGGCUGCUCGAACAUCUGCAAAGCUUUCUUACGUCUCAUGCUCUUCGGCUGGAACACACCUGACUUCAAGAACACUAGCGUAAACAAUUGCCUGCCCUCGGUAUCCAUUACUGUGAUUGUAGAGCCUGGUCGCAUGGAAGCCGAGUACGAUCAAGAUUUCCACUGUGCCUACUGCUCCGAUGUGCGCACUUGCUUCGUCAGAAGUGCCACCUGUGCACCCUUUGUCUAUGACACUACACGUCGCAUGGAUUUGCGCAAUUGGAUACAUUUUGUGCCCGGCCGGCUUAAGCACAUCGACUGUGCUAAGAAGAUAGUUGUGCUGAAGAGCAACUGCAAAAUUCACUACGAGAAGCUGCUGUUGUUUUGCGAGACGAGCUAUGGACUGCCAGAGAGCUGCAUUGAGAGCAAGCCCGCACGCUUCAAGCUGCCCUACAACUACGUGGAACUCAACAAUCGCCUGGACAGAACUAUGCUGUACCAGAAGCUACACAAGCUGAACCAAAGCGACUUGUCCGAGAAGCGGGUGCUUAUCUAUGGCGACAAGCUGGCCGUCUACGAGUGCAUAGAUUUUCUUCUAAAGCAUGGUCUUCAGGGCUCGCAGAUCAUUUAUAUUCAACCACAUAGGGUGGCCAAGCCGGAAACGUUAAAUAAUCCAACGGAGGAUUCAAAUCUCGAUCGCAUAUUGCUCAACAUGCUCAAAGAUUUGGGCAUUUCAACUCAUGUGUCUAUGAAUUUUGUGGACUUCACCGUGCAUCAGACAGCGAAUUUUAUAGAUUUAGUACACUUUAAAAAAUUUAACAGCGCGCAACUGCAAGCCUAUCGGUGCGACCUAUUUAUCAAUUUUGGUGAGAGGUUGCUCAACUAUGCAGAGGAGCGGGUCUUUGAAUCCAGUGGCAUUUUAUUGGACAAGGGCAAAAUAUUGGUCAACGACAGUUAUUGUACAAACGAUCCAAACAUUUAUGCGGCGGGCAAACAUGUCAACAUGUUCGACAAUUGCAGCUAUCAGUAUAUCUACACCAGCGAAUAUGAGACUGCUGAAAAGCUUAUUUACAUACUACACCUCAGCACAGAGCAGAUAAAGUUUGAGCAAAAGUACAAGCGGCCAUGCCUUUACCAGGCCAUGCUCCCUAUGGGUUAUAUGAUAACAAAAAUAACCACACCCAAGCGUUACUUAAUGAAUAGGCUGCCCAAUGAGUACUCGCGCUCAAUGACGACCUACCAUGAGGGAGAUUUUUGCCGUAUACGUUUGAGUAGUACGCUUAAUGUGCAGGAGAUUGUCUGCGUGACACGCAAGCUGGAUAGACAACUCUAUUUUCUGGAGUUCUUUUGCGGCAAACAUGACAGCCUAUUGAAUAACUUAAGCAGUCGUUGGAACAUGGGCAGAAUUAAGUGCUUCGUGCACUUUUUCCAGUUACCCUGGACGGAGUAUAUAAUGCAUGAUCGUUUCCAUGAAUUGCAGACUAAAAAUCACGCUUCGCUAGUGUCUCUUUUGAUAGAGACGCAAAAUUUAAGUGGACGCAUAUCAGACUUGGACGCUCGGGUCAAUAAAGCCUGCCGGGAGGCGUUGCAUGCAAAUCUUUUGAAGUUUCUGCGUACACAUCGCAAGGAGUUUGUCAAUGAGUUCGCUCUGCCCGAGGACUUUAGCUAAAAAUUACAAUAUAAAUAAUUUUAUAUUUUGCAUAUAAGCUCAACAUUUUGUUUUUGUUAGUAUCUUGUACUUAGAACUAAAAGAACAGAAAGCUAUUAACGUAGCGACCUUCACUGCAAU